Molecule: messenger RNA, 1245 nt
Organism: Fusarium mangiferae
Lineage: Eukaryota; Fungi; Ascomycota; Sordariomycetes; Hypocreales; Nectriaceae
Exons: 5
Coding region: 1-1245 (414 amino acids)
Molecular function (GO): metal ion binding
Source: RefSeq, a predicted model, not a curated record
AUGAGCGCGAAGCUUGCCAAAGACUUCGCGGCGUUCCAAACUGUAGAAGAGGGGCAGUCGGCCCGGUUGCAGGACUUGAGUAGUCAACUCGAAAACUUGAUUGGCAAGUAUGAUGACGCCGUGCGGGAUCUUGAAAGUGAAAAGGUUGCGCGGCGUUUUUCUCAACAGGACGCAGAUAAGGCGCGAUCCAAAAUUGAAGAAUUGCAGCAAUCCAUGGAGCGCAGCUCAUUUGUUCUAGUCUUAAUCGAUGCUGAUGCCGACCCAUAUAUUUUUAAAGACGAGUAUUACGCCGCCGGUGACGGCGGUAGAAAGGCGUCUCUUGCUCUACGAGACGGUGUUCGCAGCUUUCUUCAGACGAACAGACCAGAACAGGCCAAUUACCCCAUACUUAUCAAGGCAUAUGCCAAUGAACUUGGUUUGUCUCAGUUUCUCGUUGCACGCGGCGUUAUUAAGGCGCCCCGUGAUCUUGUCGAAUUCGCAAAAGACUUCACCCAGGCCCUCGAGAAUACCGACUUCGUGCUAGUCGGGAGUGGCAAGGAUCGAGCAGAUAAGAAGAUUCAAGGUACUUUCAAGCAGUUCGUCAGCAAUCCUACCUGUCGCCAUAUCAUCUUCGGGGCUUGUCAUGAUAAUUCUUAUGUGCGACUGCUGGAGGAUUAUGUUCAUGAUAGUUCUGUGGUUGAUCGAGUUACUCUUCUUCACGGUUUUAACGUUGGGCGCGAAUUCCGUGAUCUGAAAUUUAAAUGUUUCAAGAUGGAAAGUCUGUUUCAAGUCGGACCGGCGCAGAACAUGGCGCCAUCGCCACAGCCAUUAGCGUCCGUUUCAACUCCUUCGACCUGGGCAUCUACGGUAGGCUCAAAGACGGAUGCGGGCUCUCGGAAAUUUAGAGCAGCCAAUACAGUACGGGUGAACUCUGCCGGACAGAGAAUCGAUGAACACCUCCGACAACCAAACCAGCAAGCUUUAGAUAACUGGAAUCAUAAGAUUGGCAUAGUCGGCAUGCGGUAUUGCCGCUCAUACCACCUAUGUGGAUUGUGCUCAAACUCUUCCUGUAGGUAUUCCCAUGGUCCGCUAUCAGAGGGGGAAAAGUUGGUUUUUCGACGGGAGGUCAGGAUGGAAGUGUGCCAUGCUGGCUUGGAAUGUCGUGAUGUUGCUUGCUUAUACGGCCACAACUGUUCAUGCAACAAGCCCACAUGCAAGUUUUCUCCAGAAAUGCACAAGGUUGAUGUUUCUCUGGCUAAAGUCUGA